CUAUGCAUAUUCCCUAUUCCUUCCGGUCUCUGUGCACCUCUCAGAAAGGAAAAUGGCGGCUCUCGGACGCUUCUCUCAAAUGUUGCUGAGGUCUUCUUUGACCCAGACCCGGCGUCAGCUUUCUGCUGCUGCUGCCGGACACGGGGACCAGGCAGCUAGGACAUGGAAGAUCCUCACUUUCGUGGUUGCCCUGCCUGGUGUUGCGGUGUGCAUGUUGAACAUGUACCUGAAAGAGCAGCAGCAUAGCCAUGAACAGCCAGAGUUUGUCCCUUACAGCCACCUUCGCAUUCGCAGCAAGCGUUUCCCUUGGGGAGAUGGCAACAAAUCCCUUUUCCACAACCCGCACUUGAAUGCCCUUCCUGGCGGCUAUGAGGGCCACGAUGAGUAAACCCUCCAUCCAGGCCUCCUAAACUGGCACAGGGACCAGUCCUCCCUCGGUGUUUGUUACUGGACCACACUUUUAUUUACAGUUUACUCUUCAUUUUUGUUGCGUUUACCUCUGUGCUCUCAACAUGGGGCACCCAAACCAACAGUUCCUUUACUCUGGACCAUUAAACAAAAAUGUCAGACUUGAAACAGAAUUAACAUAAAUAAAGUAACUAUUAUUACUUCAA
Molecule: messenger RNA, 614 nt
Organism: Perca fluviatilis (European perch)
Lineage: Eukaryota; Metazoa; Chordata; Actinopteri; Perciformes; Percidae
Product: cytochrome c oxidase subunit 6A, mitochondrial
Exons: 3
Coding region: 53-388 (111 amino acids)
Biological process (GO): mitochondrial electron transport, cytochrome c to oxygen
Cellular component (GO): mitochondrial inner membrane
Molecular function (GO): enzyme regulator activity
Source: RefSeq, a predicted model, not a curated record